Messenger RNA from Branchiostoma floridae (Florida lancelet), 1143 nucleotides. Its product is annotated as collagen alpha-1(I) chain-like. Lineage: Eukaryota; Metazoa; Chordata; Leptocardii; Amphioxiformes; Branchiostomatidae. The coding region runs from base 1 to 1143 and encodes 380 amino acids. The transcript has 6 exons. The record is from RefSeq and is a predicted model, not a curated record.
AUGUCGGAAGGGCAGCAGCAGCGGCCCCAGACUGGCGACACACAAGCAAGCACGUCCACACAACAAGGUCAGACUGAUUGGAGGGCCAUUGCGGACGCCGCUGCAAAAACGCCAAACGCGUUGUACGUCACUAGCGCAGGCACCACGCCUUCGCAGGAGGGUCAUCAGACUGCUUUGAGGUCAAUUGCGGACGCCGCUGCGAACAUACCAAACUCUCUGUAUGUCUCCAGAGGAGACUAUGCCUACAGGACAGACGCCAACAAGAAGACAAAAUUUAUUCACCUCUGCAAGAAAAUCCUUAAAGCCACCGGCCUCUUUUUCACCGUGGUCAACGUCAUAAUGGUACCAUUACUUGCAGUUCAAGUGAUCACUCUGUCUAAGGACUUUCACAAGCAUACUGCACAGGCUGAGCUGCAAAUUACCGAACUGAAACGGCUUCCUGGGCCUCCCGGACUUCCAGGAAAGACUGGACUCUCCGGGCCACCUGGACCUCCCGGAGAGAAGGGUCCUAUUGGACCAACCGGCAAUGUGUCUACCGGACCUCCUGGGCUACCUGGACUUCCAGGAAAGGAUGGACUAAGGGGGCCAAUUGGUCCUGGGGGGAAGGAUGGCCAGCCUGGGCCUGCCGGGUUACCAGGUCCUCUUGGAGGGAAGGGAUCGAGAGGACCGCCGGGUCCCAUAGGGAAGGCAGGGGUAGCUGGAUCUGCCGGGCCUCCUGGAGCUCCGGGGGAGAGUGGACCAGUAGGACCUGCUGGCCCUGUGGGGAUGGCGGGAAAAACUGGGCCUGUGGGGCCUUCUGGAGCUCCAGGAAGGAAGGGACCUGUAGGGCGCAUUGGUCCCAUGGGAAAGGCUGGGUCUGUUGGGCCUCCUGGGUUACCAGGAAAGAGGGGGGCCAAGGGGGCAGCUGGCCCCCCAGGGCAACCUGGAGAGAAGGGACUAAGAGGGCCAAUUGGCCCCAUGGGAAGAACAGGCAAGCCUGGGUCAGUAAAAGAAGGAAAGAGACACACAGGCCCGACUAAGCAAGCUGUGACACAAGGCAGCAAAGGGGCAAAGGGGAGCAAGAAACCUAUUUUCAUGAUACCACACAAUGCUCCGUCAUUUCACCUUGGCCCAGAUGGGAAGGUGAAAAGGGUUCUUCAAUAA